Molecule: messenger RNA, 904 nt
Organism: Carya illinoinensis
Lineage: Eukaryota; Viridiplantae; Streptophyta; Magnoliopsida; Fagales; Juglandaceae
Product: vacuolar protein sorting-associated protein 55 homolog
Exons: 6
Coding region: 313-654 (113 amino acids)
Biological process (GO): late endosome to vacuole transport via multivesicular body sorting pathway
Cellular component (GO): endosome
Source: RefSeq, a predicted model, not a curated record
UAUUGAUUGACCGGAAAAUAAAUUGUAAAUGAGAUAGAGGAAAGUGUAUAAUUGUUCUGAACGGUACUGGAAUUUCGACUAACCGGCAGUAAAAGUAACCAUCCAAGGAAGGUCGCAGAACCCGUUUCCGUUAUCGCAUCUCUUCCCUGGGCGAAUUUGAGCGCUUUCCUCUUCAGACAAUGGCGAUGACAAUCGAAGUUUGCUGAUAUGCAUUUAUUAUCACGACACUAAUCAUUUCUCGUUGCGGUGCGUGGAUGCGCUUGGAUUGCUUAAUGGUUCUUUUUCUAUGCAGUACUUGCUGGGCUUGCUUUUAUGUUUUCCGCUAGCAUCUUGCUUCAGAUCCUGGCUUGUGCGAUAUACAACAAUUGGUGGCCAAUGUUAUCAGCUCUCAUGUAUGUAUUGGUACCUAUGCCUUGCUUAUUUUUUGGAGGUGGUUCCACUCAAUUUCUGACUAGCCGAGAUGGUGGGGGUUGGAUUGAUGCUGCCAAGUUUUUGACUGGAGCAUCAGCUGUGGGUAGCAUGGCCAUCCCGAUUAUCCUUAGGCAUGCACAAAUGAUUCAGACAGGAGCUAUGCUUAUCGAGUUCACCUCCUUCUUCAUAUUUGUUUGCACUGUCAUGUGUUUCCACCGUGCUAGCUUAGAAGAUGAAUGGUAAUAACCAUCAAACUGGCUGGGAACUCGCGUGAUCAUUUAUGUUAUAACAAGUAUCAAAGUUACGGUGCGCUUAAAUCUGCAGAGAUACUAAAAUUUUUCACCGUGUAAAAAUAUGUUGGAUGUAUAUCUUCACAGGGCUGUUUAAUCAACUCUGUCUUUUGCUCUAUUCCCGAUCCCAACUUCGGAUUCUCUGUGUAAAGCGAGUUUUUGUAUGUGAUAUACCACCAGAACUAAUUAUUGUUUUACUUGAA